Dujonia railenensis is the source of this 255-nucleotide messenger RNA. The record is from the annotation of a GenBank genome assembly. Lineage: Eukaryota; Fungi; Ascomycota; Pichiomycetes; Serinales; Debaryomycetaceae.
AUGAGGCCGCCUCCCAGAUCUCUCGAAGAGAUGCUCUACAGGUACUUGCUUGACUCGCCAGCGUUCAACAACUGGGUCAAACGGGUUCAUGCGAGAAUAAACGGACUUCCCCCUCCCCAUCUCCAGAGACCCCAAUCAGAUUUAAGUGUAAAAGACUUUAGCGAUUUUGUACCAACACGGGUCCAGAAGUUUAACGCUUUUAGGAUUAUUUGGCUUGACGAGCUCAAGAGAACAUUUGGAUUGGGAACCAAAUAG